AUGCAGCAAGGAUAUGCGACCUAUGAGCCAGAAGCCACCAAAGCUGUUAAUGAGUUUUAUCAGGAGGCAAAGACACUGUGGAAGAAAGAGAGGGACUUCGGGAUAGACCAUAUCUGCACCGCGGUUGCCUUGCUUUACCUGGCCAUUACUGCAGUCUCUCUUGAGGCUGGGGCGGAGUAUGUUGCCCUCCUCGGUGAUUGUCUGGAGAUGAGUUCCAGGCUUGGACUCUUCAACGCAAACUCUUUCGAGGCGCCAAGAUCCACGAGUUCCGAGAGCCCUGACUGGCAACGAGCUGUGUCCCAGAUUGCCUGGGCACUCUUCAACACUGUGACGUAUGUUGAAUUCUGA
This is a messenger RNA of Colletotrichum spaethianum, 348 nucleotides long. RefSeq lists its product as uncharacterized. The record is from RefSeq and is a predicted model, not a curated record. Bases 1 to 348 code for a protein of 115 amino acids. Lineage: Eukaryota; Fungi; Ascomycota; Sordariomycetes; Glomerellales; Glomerellaceae. The transcript has a single exon.